Messenger RNA from Aspergillus ibericus CBS 121593, 1407 nucleotides. Its product is annotated as kynurenine--oxoglutarate transaminase. The coding region runs from base 1 to 1407 and encodes 468 amino acids. Gene Ontology annotation, molecular function: pyridoxal phosphate binding; L-kynurenine:2-oxoglutarate transaminase activity. The record is from RefSeq and is a predicted model, not a curated record. The transcript has 9 exons. Gene Ontology annotation, biological process: biosynthetic process. Lineage: Eukaryota; Fungi; Ascomycota; Eurotiomycetes; Eurotiales; Aspergillaceae. Gene Ontology annotation, cellular component: cytoplasm; mitochondrion.
AUGUUACCUGGCUACCGUGCUGCCACCUUUUCCACCAGAGCCGUCCAGUUCCAGCGCUCUUCGCACGCGUUCCUGCGCCCCUCAACCCCGGCCUUACCCCGCCAUCCUUUCUCCAGAGCCAUGUCGGCCACCACGGCUCGUCCCGACCCUUUUCGACCGGCGGCGAGAGUCGCCGGCCAGAGACAAGAUGUCUGGUCCAUUGUCAAUGAAGCCGCCGCUGCCUCCCCCGUCCAGCCCAUUGUGAACAUGGGACAGGGUUUCUUUGGCUACAACCCGCCGAAGUUUGCCUUGGACGCCGCCAAGGAGGCCCUGGACCGUGUCGACUGCAACCAGUACUCCCCGACUAAGGGACGUCCGCGUCUCAAGCAGGCUCUUGCCGAGGCCUACUCUCCCUCCUUCGGCCGGACCCUCAACCCGGAGACCGAAGUCACCAUCACCACCGGUGCCAACGAAGGUAUGCUGAGCGCAUUCAUGGGUUUCAUCGAGCCCGGCGAUGAGGUGAUCAUCUUCGAGCCCUUCUUCGACCAGUACAUCAGCAACAUCGAGAUGCCCGGUGGUGUCAUCCGCUAUGUCCCUCUUCACCCUCCCAAGGACGGCGCGACGAGGACCUCCCCCGCUUCCGAGUGGACGAUAGACUUUGAGGAGCUGGAGAACACCAUCAACGACAAGACCAAGAUGAUCGUUCUGAACUCCCCCCAUAACCCCGUUGGCAAGGUCUUCUCGCGUGCUGAGCUCGAGCGCAUCGGAGAACUCUGUGUGAAGCACAACCUUAUCAUCCUUUCCGAUGAGGUCUAUGACCGCCUUUACUACGUCCCUUUCACCAGAAUCGCUACCCUGUCGCCCGAGCUCUAUGAGCGCACCCUCACCGUCGGCUCCGCGGGCAAGGCCUUCUACGCCACUGGCUGGCGUGUCGGAUACCUGAUCGGCCCUGAGCAUCUGAUCAAGUACGUGGCCGGUGCGCACACUCGGAUCUGCUACAGCAGUGUGUCUCCUCUCCAGGAAGCGGCCGCUGUUGCCUUUGAGCAGGCCGACAAAGUUGGUUUCUGGGACGAGAGCCGGAACGAGAUGAAGAAGAAGAUGGAGCGUUUCUGCGAAGUCUUCGACGAGCUCAACAUUCCGUACUCGGACCCCGAGGGAGGCUACUUCGUCCUCGCCAACAUGUCUUCCGUGAAGCUCCCCGAGGGCUACCCAUUCCCUCCCCACGUUGCCAGCCGCCCUCGCGAUUUCAAGCUGUGCUGGUUCCUGAUCCAUGAGGUCGGCGUGGCAGCCAUUCCUCCUACCGAAUUCUACACCGACGCGAACGCCCACAUUGCGGAGAAUUAUCUCCGUUUUGCCGUCUGCAAGAAUGACGAUGUGCUGGAGACUGCGAAGGAGAGGCUCCGCGGCCUGAAGAAGUACAUUGCGUGA